Messenger RNA from Lactuca virosa, 753 nucleotides. Lineage: Eukaryota; Viridiplantae; Streptophyta; Magnoliopsida; Asterales; Asteraceae. The record is from the annotation of a GenBank genome assembly.
AUGUAUCCACAACUUCGUGUUAUGCAGAAUACCAAGGAAGCUCCUGCCAUUGUGAAAUCUUACUAUGACCAAAGAAUUGUUGGUUGCCCUAGUGCAGAAGGGGAGGAUGAGCAUGAUGUUGUUUGGUUUUGGCUAAAGAAAGGAGAAACAAAUGAAUGCCCAGUCUGCUCACAAUAUUUCAAGAUUGUUGAACCAAUCACAGCACAUUAUGUGUUUGCUUUAGGGGUUGCAAGGUUUCUAUGUUGUGCACAUUGGAUUCUUCAGAAUAAUACGGUGUCCUUAAAUGAAGUACCCCUGGAAGCAGAUGAUGUUGUUCAGAAUGUUCAAAAGGACGUGAUAUCAAAAACGGAUGAGAGUUUUACUCCCUCAACAGUUGAUAAAUCAUCUGUAACCAGUCCAAUGAAAAUAUCAAGUGAUUUGAAGCGCAACCUCCAUGACAUUUAUGACGUUGAUUGUGGAGGUGAUUUGAGUUUAACAAAAUCUAAAAGAAAAUCAAUAGGAGAGGGAAAUCCACUUUUAGUUCCAAAAGUGGAAAAAAAACUCUCCCAGACCCUCUCAAACUCUCCCAAAAAUGCAAAACCCAACACCACCUCAACCACCUACCUCUGUCACUUGUCGCCUACCGUCGCCGUCAUCUACCGCCUUCUGUUGUCGGAAUGUCAAGUAGCCAAGGUUUUCUCUUCAGAUCCACCGUCCACCGCCACUGAUAUCAGAUCUGGAGUGAAAAGCUCCAUCGCCGAAGGCCACCACUGA